Molecule: messenger RNA, 2737 nt
Organism: Pangasianodon hypophthalmus (striped catfish)
Lineage: Eukaryota; Metazoa; Chordata; Actinopteri; Siluriformes; Pangasiidae
Gene: spop
Product: speckle type BTB/POZ protein
Exons: 11
Coding region: 644-1768 (374 amino acids)
Biological process (GO): regulation of proteolysis; proteasome-mediated ubiquitin-dependent protein catabolic process
Cellular component (GO): nucleus; cytoplasm
Molecular function (GO): ubiquitin protein ligase binding
Source: RefSeq, a predicted model, not a curated record
CACACACACACACACACACACACUCAGACUUAUUGUGUUUCGCUUUGACCUGUCAGGUGUGAUCUCUUCAUUAGUAUUCAUGUAAGAGGAAGAUUGCUGCAGAUAUGACGGAUGGUAUUUGGAGAGAGAGGAAUGGAGAGAAUGAGAGAAAGCGACUGGGAAAACGAAAGGCCAAGAGAUUGUGAGGAGAUAUGGAGAAGUGGCAUUUCUACACCUUCAACAAUUUUGUGUUCCUGAGAGGAAAACCGGAACAGCACACUACUGAGACAUAGAGACAGAUAUAUACACACACCGCCCCGACCUAUGGGGAGAGAGACGGAGUGACUGAGACACACACUCACCUGGCUUGGCAAUGGAUACACCUGCCUCACCAGAUGUUUAAUGGACUUUGAUCUGAAAUAGGUUCUCCUGUAGCAGAGAAAGUUCUCUCAGUGUUCCAUCGCUGUUCUUUGGGUGCCUCUGUACCCCAGCGUGUACUCACCACUAUUGACAGCUGAGGUGUCACAGCUUGGUGCUUCUGAGAGAGUGUGAGGAAGUCCUCUUGCUCAGAGGGAGAGAGUGUGUGUGUGUGUGUGUGUGUGUGGGUCUGUCAUCUGCUGGUAGGUGUCGUGCCCCGCCUCACCCCACACACUCAAAGCUGGCGAUGUCCAGGGUCCCGAGUCCGCCCCCUCCCGCUGAGAUGACCAGCGGCCCCGUGGCUGAGAGCUGGUGUUACACACAGAUCAAAGUAGUGAAGUUCUCCUAUAUGUGGACCAUCAACAACUUCAGCUUCUGUCGGGAGGAGAUGGGCGAGGUCAUCAAAAGCUCCACCUUCUCCUCGGGAGCAAACGACAAACUCAAAUGGUGUUUGCGGGUGAAUCCGAAAGGAUUGGAUGAAGAGAGUAAAGAUUACUUGUCCCUCUAUUUGCUCCUGGUAAGCUGUCCCAAGAGUGAAGUGCGUGCAAAGUUUAAGUUCUCCAUCCUCAAUGCUAAGGGCGAGGAGACCAAAGCCAUGGAGAGUCAGCGGGCCUACAGAUUCGUGCAAGGCAAAGACUGGGGCUUCAAGAAGUUUAUAAGGAGGGACUUCCUGCUGGAUGAGGCCAAUGGGCUGCUACCUGACGACAAACUGACACUAUUCUGUGAGGUCAGCGUGGUGCAGGACUCGGUGAACAUCUCUGGACAGAACACGAUGAACAUGGUGAAGGUUCCGGACUGCAGACUGGCUGAUGAGCUGGGUGGGUUGUGGGAACAUUCUCGCUUCACAGACUGUUCACUCUGCGUCGCUGGCCAGGAGUUUCAGGCACACAAAGCAAUCCUAGCAGCUCGUUCUCCUGUUUUCAGCGCCAUGUUCGAGCAUGAAAUGGAGGAGAGCAAAAAGAACCGAGUGGAGAUUAAUGACGUGGAGCCCGAAGUGUUUAAGGAGAUGAUGUGUUUUAUCUACACCGGGAAAGCACCCAACCUGGACAAGAUGGCCGAUGACCUGCUUGCUGCUGCUGACAAGUAUGCUCUGGAGCGCUUGAAGGUGAUGUGUGAAGACGCUCUGUGUACGAGUCUGUCUGUGGAGAACGCUGCUGAGAUCCUGAUUCUGGCUGACCUGCACAGUGCCGAUCAGCUCAAAACUCAAGCCGUCGACUUCAUCAACUACCAUGCAUCAGAUGUGAUGGAGACAUCUGGCUGGAAGUCCAUGGUGGCGUCUCACCCUCACCUGGUUGCGGAGGCAUACCGUUCCCUGGCGUCGGCCCAGUGCCCCUUCCUGGGCCCACCCCGAAAGCGCCUCAAACAGUCAUAGUGCCCUUAGCUUUAAACCACCCACCCCCCUUGACAGGACUGCCCACAUGGAGGCGCCAUUCUUAAAUUUACCCCUUAACUUCUAAAUAUACUCCCUGUAGGGACUCUAGCCAACCCUUGAUCCCGAGGUACUGUGUUCUGUAGCGUCCCUCCCUGUCCUCCUCAACGUCCUCAGCCCAAUAACCCAGGUGCGCCAGGGAACCUCCAGCAGAACGAUCAUCAAUAGAGGCAGUGCUGUACCCGAGGGUUCCUCCCAGCUCUGCUCCCUCCUCGACUCCCCAACUGCCCAGCCUAACCAGGAUAAGCGAGCUUUCAUUGGGAUCCUGGAGACGAUGGUGUCUACAGAUUGGAUGAAUGGAUGGGCAAGAUGGAUGGUGACUACAAAUACAGGACACAAGGACACUAUCGGUGGACUGUGACCUUCCCCACUGUCCCCUGCGAUGGAUUCUCCUUUACCGUGUGCGUCAUUUGUUCCCUUUCUCAGUGACAGACGGAUUUUAGGAUGAGAAAAACAACCCAGCUAUUUUUGGGGAACUGCAGCGCUUUUAAAUAGGUAGCUUGUCUCCUUAUGAUGACAUCAGCAUUUCGUUCAGAUGUUCAAGUAGGUCAUGUGUCUCUUUUUGAUGACAUUUUUCCCCUCAACCUGUCGCAAGUGUAAGAUCCUGAAGAAAGUGACUUUUACCAAACCUUUCUUGCUGGCGUCCUCUGACCCGACUCCUGAUUGGCCAGUUGGAGGAUAAGAGGCGCAGGUGGACUUCCUGUACAUCUCCUGUGUAUUGGAGAGUGCGUGAUGGCACAGAUUGAUGGAAGAGGGUUGAAAGAAGGGGAGUGUGUAAAUACGAGGUUAUAUUUCUUUUGAUGUUUAUUUGAGAUUUUCUCCUCCUUGUAGCACUUCUGUAUUUAAACCCAGGCUUUCUGUAUGAAAACAAAAACUACAAAAAAAAAAAGAUAAUAAACUUGGCUGUGCUCA